Molecule: messenger RNA, 1074 nt
Organism: Capsicum annuum
Lineage: Eukaryota; Viridiplantae; Streptophyta; Magnoliopsida; Solanales; Solanaceae
Product: LRR receptor-like serine/threonine-protein kinase SIK1
Exons: 3
Coding region: 1-1074 (357 amino acids)
Molecular function (GO): protein binding
Source: RefSeq, a predicted model, not a curated record
AUGGGAGGAGGAGACUCCAUAUUUAAAAUGGUUGUUACGAUUUCAAAACUUCUAGGCACAAUUCCUGAUGAGAUCGGUUAUCUUUAUAACUUGAAGAGGUUAUUCAUAGGAAAAAAUGAGUUAACAGGCUCAAUCCCUCUUACCAUAUUCAACAUUUCAUCACUUGAAUGGUUAGUUAUGAAUGAUAACAAGCUUGAAGGAUCUCUACCAAGAGAGAUUGGAAAUUUGACUGUGCUUCAACUACUUCAUCUUUCAGAUAAUGAUCUGACGGGUGUAAUUCCAUAUGAAGUUGGUAACCUUAAGUUCACAGACAUUGCAUUCUCCCGGAACAACUUUAGUGGAUCAAUCCCUAUUGGCCAUGGUUUACCUAAUCUUAUAGAAAUACUUCUAAGUGGAAACUACAUUAAUGGCAUCUUACUAGCUUCCAUCUCAAAUUUGUCUAAGCUUGAAUCUCUCGAACUCGAUGGAAAUGAACUAGCCGGUUCAAUUCCUGAAUCUCUAGGAGAUUUAAGACAACUUGAAAGUCACAACUUGCACAGUAACUCCUUCACAAGUGAUUUGAGCUUGAUUACUCCUUUGGCCAAUAGUAAAAACUUGAGAAGAUUGAUAUUGUCUUUCAAUCCCCCAAACACAAUGCUUCCCAAAUCCAUUGGCAAUCUUUCUUCUCUUGAACUGUUUCGGGCAGCAGGCUGUAAACUCAAAGGUCAUCUUCCAAAUGAAGUCUGGAAUUUGAGAAAUUUGUCUAUUUUGGAUCUGGAUGGUAAUGACUCUACUGGAAUUGUCCCGGCCAUAAUAAGCUCUUUAGAAAAUCUUCAAAGGCUUUCACUUGGUAAAAACAGAAUAAGUGGUCCUUUCCCAAUUGUUUUAUGUGAGCUACCCAAAUUGGGCAUGCUAUCACUUUCACAAAAUCAAAUGUGGGGAAAUAUUCCUAGUAGCACUGCUACCAUACCUUCAAGUCUGUGGAACCUCAAAGACAUUUUAAAGAUGAACUUAAUUGUCUUCCAAUUUCUUCAAUGGUUCUCUACCGUUAGAAAUUGGAAACCUCAAGGAUGCAAUACUUCUGGAUUUUUCUAG